This is a messenger RNA of Ilex paraguariensis (yerba mate), 222 nucleotides long. NCBI's taxonomy places the organism in Eukaryota, Viridiplantae, Streptophyta, Magnoliopsida, Aquifoliales, Aquifoliaceae. The record is from the annotation of a GenBank genome assembly.
AUGUUAGAUAUGACAAAAGAUUUGGGCUAUGUCACAACAUCAUGGCACGGUGUUAAAAGAUACACUGUUAAAUCGAGACUUGAAGCUGAGUUGCGAUGGAGCUUUGAAGAGAAUGGAGAAGAUGCUAUAGGGGUGAUCCUGAGGGACACUAACGAGGGUUUGUUGGAGGGUAUUGCAAAACGAAUCCCCGCGGUCUCCAACUCGUACUCUCAAGCUUCUGCG